AUGGCAGGCGUGCUGCCCGUCGGUGCCGGUAUGGCUUCCACAUCGUACAGCCUUCUUUGCGAUGUGGCUGGUCUGAAGAACAAGAACAAGGCAGACGCUACCAUGAAUGCAACACACUACCAGCAGGCGUCGUUGUCCUUCACUCUCGUCAACACCAACUUUCCAAGCUUCUCGUUCGGCAUCAGCAGCACGGCACAUGCUGUCACGAAUGUCAUUACGAGCGAUCCAUCGCACGGUGUGUUGACAACCGCUUCUGAUAUGCCAGCCAAGGAUACCCUCGGCAAGGUCGAUGCCGCGCUGCAGAAGCAUUUCCGGCAACGGUUGCCGCGGGAGCAGCGUUGGUACGCCGAUAUGGCGUCCAAGAUCAGAAAGGCUCCGUCUGCCAAAGCGGUGCACCAGGGGGCUGGGUGGAUGUGGUGGCGGGGUCCGGCGAUACAGGCACGAGCGGUAGCUUCGGCAAUGGCAAGGGCCCGCGCGAUACUGGAGGCAGUGGAGGAGGCGCUGACGGCGCGACAUGAAGUAGUGAGAAUUCUGACAGUCAGCGAGACGUUGAAGGCAGCAGCCCACGCGCUUCGAAACACGUGCGCAUGGAAACAGUUGCUAGAGCAGAAGCCAUACAUUGCCGAAAGGUUCGUCAAGGAGCAUUACGCCAUAGACGUGGACGGAGAUGCAGCCAACUUCGACAGCAGCAACACCGCGGUGAUCAAGAAGGAGUUGGAACUUGCACUGGCUGAAGUAUCGCGUGCGCGGGUUCUCUGCCGAGGAUCCCAUGUCAUGACUGAGGCGUGGGAUCAGUUGCAGGAGCGUAUCACCAGGCGGGAGAUGGAAGACUUACUGAUGGCCAAGGGCAAGCUCGAAGAUCUCUUGGCCACCGGACCCAUAUCUGGGGCCUUGGCUGAGAAUGGUGUCGGGGUAGCUGAUGAAAUAGACGAUUGGGAAGGGCGAUUGUAUGAAGUGACGGUCAAACUUCUCGACAGCAUCCAGCUUGUGUAUGGCGACUUUUAG
Molecule: messenger RNA, 1005 nt
Organism: Colletotrichum scovillei
Lineage: Eukaryota; Fungi; Ascomycota; Sordariomycetes; Glomerellales; Glomerellaceae
Exons: 1
Coding region: 1-1005 (334 amino acids)
Source: RefSeq, a predicted model, not a curated record